GAACGAUCGAAACGACUCCGACUGUAAAAAAAAAAAAGAAAAGAGAGAGAGAGACUCGACAAACACAAACACAAAUAAAAACUAUUUUUUCUUUUCUCUUUUUAUUUUCUCCACUCUCUCUCUCUCUCUCUCUCUCUCUCUCUCUCCUGCCCUAGAUCUCGUAAAAUCCUCCUUUCCAGUCGGAAUCUCCAUCUGUUUUUUCUCCGUUUCUCUCUCCAGAUCGUCGCAUCGCUCCGGUUCUAAGUCCUCCCGCACUUGAUUCUCAGAUUCUUUUGUAUAUCACUUGAUUGGAAGAUCAGCUGUUGAAGUCAUUGUAUGGUAAUCUGUCCUAUUCAAGACUCAGACAGGUCGAAGAUUCGAGAAGGAGAGAAUGCAUGUGUAGAUAAUGGUUUGAUGGGAUUAUUUGGAUGAAGAUACCUAAGGCGUGGCGGCUUGGCAUCGGAGAGAUGCAUAUCGUGCCAGCCACACGCCACAGAUCUCCUUCAAGGAGGCCGCCAUGGAUUAUUAUUUUGGUUUCUUUGGUGUGCUUGUCGCUGAUCGGAGCUUAUGUUUUUCCACCUAGACGCUAUGCUGCUUGUUACUUGUUUGCUUCCAGCGUUUGCAGUCCUUUUAAGCAGUGGCUCCCACCUGUUCCUGCGAGGCUCUUAACCGAUGAUGAGAUUGCCUCCCGUGUUGUUAUUAGGGACAUUCUGAACUCACAUCCAAUUCAGCCAAAGAAUCCCAAAAUUGCAUUCAUGUUCUUGACUCCAGGUCCAUUGCCUUUUGAGAAGCUCUGGGAGAAGUUCUUCCUUGGCCACGAGGGAAGAUACACAAUUUAUAUACACGCUUCUAGGGAAAAACCUGAGCAUUUGAGUCCGUUAUUUGUUGACCGAGAAAUUCACAGCGAGAAGGUGGUCUGGGGGAAAAUUUCUAUGGUCGAUGCAGAGAAGAGGCUUUUAGCAAAUGCACUUGAAGACGCCGAUAACCAGCAUUUCAUUUUGCUCUCUGACAGUUGCGUGCCACUACAUAAUUUUGAUUAUGUGUUUAACUAUCUGAUGGAAUCAAAUAUCAGCUUUGUUGACUGCUUCGAGGAUCCCGGUCCACAUGGAACAGGAAGGUAUUCUGAACACAUGUUGCCUGAGGUUGAAAAGAAGGUCUGGAGGAAAGGCGCACAGUGGUUCACCGUGAAGAGGCAGCAUGCUGUGCUUGUUUUGGCCGACAGCCUCUACUACUCCAAGUUCAAGUUUUACUGCAAGCCAGGUAUGGAAGGCAGCCGCAAUUGCUACUCCGAUGAACAUUAUUUGCCGACCCUUUUCAAUAUGGUGGAUCCCAAUGGAAUUGCAAAUUGGUCCGUGACGCAUGUAGAUUGGUCUGAAGGAAAAUGGCACCCAAAAGCGUAUAGGGCUCAGGAUGUUUCAUUCGAACUCUUGAAGAACAUUACGGCGAUUGAUGAGAGCUUGCAUGUCACAAGCGAUGAAAAGAGAGAAAUUCAAAGGCGGCCGUGCUUCUUGAAUGGGUCAAAGCGACCAUGUUAUCUGUUUGCAAGGAAGUUCUAUCCUGAAGCGCUCAACAAUCUGAUGCAAUAUUUCUCCAAUUAUACAAGUAUUUGAGCAAUCUCUCCUGUGAUUAUUAUCAUUAUUCUUUGGUCGAUCCUCAGCUGUCGGCCCCCACCUCACCCGACCCUGACCCACCCCGUGGUUCCUAUUUAUAUAAAUGUUGUAAAAUGCAAAUUGGCUCGAAUGCCCGUCCCCACUCCACAACAACGGAUUGCGGCCGGCAAAGCAAACCCGGGGGUUUAACUUCAAGUCUUGAGCAGGGCCAAGCCAGCAGCCAGCCAGCAGCUCUUUCGCUCUGCUUCUUCUUGGAGGUGAUUGUUUUGCUAUUUUUCUCUGCCCCUCCCCUCCUGUUUUCUCUUUUGUUCUUUGUUUUGGGUUUUUUGCUAUCAUGUGAAUCUCUGGAUUCAAGACAGAAAUUUUGGUAAUCCAUUUAGCCUUUAAAAAAAAAAAAAAACAGGGAGGAAAAUUGCAAGUGAUUUUUAUUUGGUUGUUUA
This is a messenger RNA of Magnolia sinica, 2029 nucleotides long. RefSeq names its product glycosyltransferase BC10-like. Gene Ontology annotation, molecular function: glycosyltransferase activity. The record is from RefSeq and is a predicted model, not a curated record. Lineage: Eukaryota; Viridiplantae; Streptophyta; Magnoliopsida; Magnoliales; Magnoliaceae. Bases 408 to 1589 code for a protein of 393 amino acids. The transcript has 11 exons. Gene Ontology annotation, cellular component: membrane.